Solea senegalensis (Senegalese sole) is the source of this 928-nucleotide messenger RNA. RefSeq names its product elastase-1-like. Gene Ontology annotation, biological process: proteolysis. NCBI's taxonomy places the organism in Eukaryota, Metazoa, Chordata, Actinopteri, Pleuronectiformes, Soleidae. Gene Ontology annotation, molecular function: serine-type endopeptidase activity. The transcript is spliced from 8 exons. The record is from RefSeq and is a predicted model, not a curated record. Bases 50 to 865 code for a protein of 271 amino acids.
AACUAAUAUAAAUAGUUAACGGCAAACGUGCGCCUUACCCUGCUCCAUCAUGAUUUGGCUCGUGCCUCUUCUGUCCUGCCUCGGGCUGAUUUAUGCCGAGGAACCUUUCAACCAUAAGGUCCACAAUGAGAGAGUCAUAGGAGGCCACGAUGCCAGUCCCAACACCUGGAAAUGGCAGGUCUCUCUCCAGUAUGACUCGAGCAACCAGGACUCGUUUUACCACCUGUGUGGAGGCAGUCUUAUUAGCAGCACGUUCGUCAUGACUGCUGCCCACUGUAUCAUCAGUUUUGAUGCUGGUCAUUACCGUGUCGUGCUGGGCGAGUACAACCUGGACAGGUACGAGGGCAGUGAGCAGUUCGUACGCGUGGAGACGAUUGUUGUCCAUCCUGGUUGGAACGGACAACUUGGCAAUGGAAAUGAUAUUGCUAUCUUGAAACUGACCAGUCACAUAUAUGACAACGGCUACGUGGCCAUCGCUGACCUUCCCUCUCCAGGAGAGACGCUGCCUCAUGAUUUCAGCUGUUAUAUCACCGGCUGGGGGCUCAUGGAUUACUAUGGGGGCGUUCCUUCCAUCAUGCAGGAGGCUCCCAUCAAAGUGGUGGAGCAUAAAGUCUGUUCAUCGCCCAACUGGUGGGGCGUCAUUGCCCUGAGGAGCAUGGUGUGUGCUGGAGGGGACGGAGUCAUAUCAGGUUGCCAGGGCGACUCUGGUGGACCCCUGAGCUGCCACACCAACGGAGCCUGGAGAGUCCACGGUGUGGUCAGCUACGGUCCGUCUGGUUACUGCAACCAGGUCACCAAACCCACCGUCUUCACCAGGGUGUCGUCCUUCAUGGACUGGAUCUCUGAUGUUUUGGGCAGUUAUUAGACGGCACGCGGCCCGAGCUGUCAAAUGACCCGACGACGUUAAUAAAGUCAUGUGCAUCUCAAA